UCUAGUCGUGUGUGGUGGUUUUUUUCUUGUGUUGCUCAAAAGGUAGUGGUUGUGAACCUACUCUCAAGUGUUUCUGUGCGGCUGUUUUUUUUUGGAUUGUGUAGAGGCCCGACGGCCUGACAUGUUAGUUUUCGGCUCAGUAACAAGCUAAUAUCAGACCGAAGAAUAGUUAUCAAGACUAACCGGUGGCCAAACCGCUUUAAUCCCGUUACAAAAAAGAAGGGAAGGCGCCGAGAGGACCAUGGAGACGUUUCAUACCAAAACGCCCGACGUGUCCCAUCUGACGGCCGGCAUAGCUAAGCUGGGCUGUGAUGACGAAACGGACAAGAAAUGCUGUGAUGGAGGCAAGAGCAGCCUCAACGCCCUACCGGUCGUUGGUCACGUUAAAGGAGUCGGCCAUAACGUUUGCGGGGUCAUCGACGGAGGUAACAAGGCCAUAGUCGAUGCCACCAGCACGACGUCCAACAUCGCCGAUGGCAUCCCAGUUGUUGGUCCCAUUAAAAGACUCGGCCAUUACGUUAGCCGAGACGAAGCAGGAGGUAAGAAGGCUAAAGCGACCACUCGGACAACGGCUGUGAUGGGAGCCGGCACAGGUGGAUUCCUCGUCGCCGAUGCCGGAGCUGGAUGGGACAUGACCAAUGCCUCCGUAACCGAUGGGAAGGAAGUCAACGGAAUAGCUAAAAUCAUCGACAACCCGAAAAGCGUCGAUUCCUAUUUCGACGCCGGUGUGGCGGGAUAUUCCGGCGGUAAGAUGGCCAAAAAAAUAGUCAGACGUGUUGUCAAUAAAGCAGCCAGGAGAAAUGCGAAAAUGGCAACCGGAGGAGAGGCAGGAGCAGCAACAGCCCCGCAACUGGUCGCAGACUAUGAUGCAAGCAAAAUUACCUUUGGGGAAUGUCAGCAGAAGUGUAACGACAUGAAAUCAAAGGGUGGAUUCGAUAACGUACCUGUAGAGGAGAACGCAGACCAGUUGCAGUCGUACGACGACAAACGGAUCAUCACUGAAAGGCAAUGUAAUCAAGCGUUGACGGAAAUGGCCAAGAGUGGUGACGAAAAGGCGAACGUUAAUGUUCCGCCACACCAAGUACCAAACUCCAAUGAUGCCAGUGGCAACCAGCCUCCACAACAACCUAUCGAGAACAACAGGCCAAACAUGAAAAGUCGCGUUCAAGAGCUGCGAGAGCAGCUUAUCAAAAUAUUUAAUGAUGUACUCAAAUACAUGAAUGAUGGGAAAUGUAGCCCAGAAGACAGGCGAUUUCAAAGGGAAUCUUUCCACCUGAUAUAUGAGAUCGUCUCAGAACUGUUUUCCAACGGUCACACCGCCUACAUACGAACAAAUAGUUACAACGAACUCGUCAUCUUCUCUUUGUACGACAAGUGGUUUGUCGAAAUCGAGUACCAACUGGCCUAUUUUUUGGACGCCAACUACCAGCUGAUCGUCCAACAAUUCCCCAUCAAUCCUGAGUCGUCGUGUCCUACAGUCUUGUCGGCCGAAUUCCAAGGAUCGCAACUCGACCUGUCAGUGACAGGGGACCGCCAUAAGCACAUCACCAACGCCAUCUAUGGGAUUCGUUGUCGGCUUUGUGAUCUUCGGAUUGGCCCCCGCAACGUCUACUAUGUCGGUCAGACUCUUCAGACGGUACAUAAGCGGGUGUGCGAUCAACACAAAAAUGCCGUAGUAACUAAGAUCAACAAGCCGAACAAGAGAAGAAACACGCAAACAAAACGAGCGAAAGUACCGUAUCGACCUAUGUACGAACACGCCGCCGGUCACUUAACCAAAGGCGAUGUACCUCCGGAUACCCACAGGGAUGUCUUCCGACAGUCGUUGGAUGUGAUCCUUCUUCCCACUGGAAGCGAAGGCGACAAAAUAACGAAACGAAACAAAAAAAAAAAGAGGGCCGUACUUCGCUCGUGGGAAUGCUUUUGGCAAUAUUUUAUGUGCUGCAGGACGUUCUUCUUGGCCUGGAGUCAAUGCUAAGACUGAAUUGGUGGAAAACUGAUAGGAAUUUGUUCAGGAGUACAGUAUUUCCCUCGAACAAUAAUUUGCUUUUUGAAACAUGACAGGAAGUGGCAUAUGAUGAGGAUUGAUAGUAAUACCAUAUAACCGCAUGAAACCAUCACGUUUUCCUGCCUUAUUUUCCCAUCCUAACUUGAACUGCGUUAUAUAAUGCACAUGAAAUAGUAAAGAGAUAACUAAUGCCUGUUUUCGUCUUGUAAAAUUCAGUUUGGCUCUAAUCUGUACUGGUCUACAUAAUACAAAAUGACUGAUUUUC
Messenger RNA from Daphnia carinata, 2273 nucleotides. RefSeq lists its product as uncharacterized. Lineage: Eukaryota; Metazoa; Arthropoda; Branchiopoda; Diplostraca; Daphniidae. The record is from RefSeq and is a predicted model, not a curated record.